CAACGAUGUCUUUGUCUCUUCCUCCUCCUCCUCCGAGCUCUCAGGUUCCAUCCAGCUGCCACCCCGUCCCCUUUCGCACAUACCUUACAGUCAGUACAAUGGCUUACAUGCGCAGUCACUGCUGAGCAUUGCCGUUCUGUAAAUGCCAAGGCUGAAAGGAGCUCAACUGAGUGCUAGACCCUUCUCAAGGAGCUGCCCGAAGUUCAAAGGUGAUGGAGAACAACGCGAGCCCCCAUUUCAGCGAAGGCAGCGCGGGAUCCAGCAACACGGGCUGCGGCAGCUGGCGACGCUCUUGGGACGAGCGCAGCGGCUUCUCGGGGCAGCACGCGGGCAGCGGUUCUGAGAUUGACAGCAUUGAUGAAGACAAAGAAAUGGCAUGUAAAGCUGUAGCCUAUGUGAUUAGAAACACAAGGAAGGGAAUUGUCCCACUUUGUUCCAGUAUUGCUCAGCUUUUGAAGACAAACAGAAGGCUGGAACAAACUGUUCAGUCACAGCAGCAAGAAAUUCAACGGUUAAAAAGACUUUGUGAGAACUAUAGCAGACAAGCAUCACCUGGCACAGAGACAAAGUCUUUGGAUAACUCUCAAUUGGAGGCAGCAGCAGGCCUGCAAGCAAAUGUGCAGAUUGUGCAAGCCAUCUGUCACUCAGAGCCUAGCAGACCUCCUUUGCCAUCGAUAACAGAAGCACAAGUGUUUCCGGGAAACUGUGAGUCAGAAGUGCCACCUGAAUCCAACCUUAACAUGUCACCACACUCGGAGGAACAACAAGGUAUAUCAUCUAAGGUCAUGGUGUCCAGGGAAGUUCAAGUCAGCUGCCCCAGUCUGCCAGUUUCAAAGAAGUGUGAACAGCAAUUAAUGGAAACCUUGCUGCUGAACUCACGACUGACAGAAGAUCUGAGUAAAGCAUGGCAGCAGAUUGAUUUUCUAAGAUCCCGUCUCUGGCAGACAGAGGAUCAGUGUCGGCACCAUGUACAUGAGGCUUUGCAUCAAGGCAGUCAUGGAAACACAACAUUGCACAACUGUGAAUCAAGAUCUAUACACUGCAGUCCUGGCUCCCCGCAGCAUAAUCCAGCGUCUCCUCAUUGCAAGUCACAUUCUCCACAAUGCGAGGCUAGAUCUCCAUGCUGUGAAUCAAGAUCACCAGAUCCAGAACAUGACUCAGGUUCUACACAUUAUGAACCAAGAUCUCCAGGGCAUAACUCAGGGUGUCUUCAUUUUGAAAAAAAUAAUUCACAAGAUGAUUUGGUGUCUCCUUGUUGUGAUUCUCUUCAGUAUUUUCAUUGUAGACAAAGAUCUUCAUUACUUGACUUAGGAUCAUCUCUGUCCAAACAGCGAUACAGGCAAUACAGUGAGUCGUGUUUUCCUCAUUGCAAACAAAGAUCUCCAACAUACGAGUCCGGACCUUCUCAGUACAAGUCAAGACUGGCACCCUAUGACUCUGGAUUAAAUAAUUAUAAGCUACGAACAACGUGUAAGCAGUACCGAGAAACAGCAGGGAUUUGGCCAGUUCAGAACUGCAGUAGCAGGUCAGGCCUGAACAGAAACCAGACAGACAACUUAGAAAUGGAUAAAUUUCAAUUCUGUCAUCGUGUGUCUCACAAUGAAGAGGUACUUAAGGGAAAAAGCAGUGAUUUGCCAGCUGAAUCCAGUCUGGUCUCCUUUUUGUUUCCUUUUCCAAUGAUUGGUUGCCUUUGUUCAAGCUGCACCUCUUUCUUUGGCAGCCAGGACAACAGCAGAAACAACCAUGAAGAAUUAAAAACUCUAGAUAAUUAUCAAAGGCAGAAAUUACAAGUCAAACUGAAUGAUUACGUCAUUGUAAAUGGAAAUAAAUCUGGAACAGUUGUUUAUAUUGGCCAUUUGGAUAAUUCAGCAGUUCCUAAUGCUGUAUAUUUGGGCCUGGAGCUGGAUGAACCAAGUGGCAAACACGACGGAACACUAAAUGGAAAGAGGUACUUCAAAUGUUAUGAAAACUGUGGCCUGUUUGUUGGUCUUCAUGAGGUGUUUUAUGUCAUUAAUUCAACGCCUAGGCAGCCAGCCCCAUUCACCAGGCCACAUCAUGUACAACAAAGAGCAUCUCCGAUCAUCAAAGAGCAUCUCUCAGGCAGUGUGGGGGGCUCAAACUACAGCGUGGUGAUUAAGAAGAGGGGGAUUGGAGCUGCUGAGCAAAGUAAACGACUGCCAAGGAAAUUUAACAGGUGCCAUGACGAGAAGCUUCCUGCUUCUUCUCAAAGGGUUUGGAAAAGCAACAACCACUCAUCCUUGUGUGCGCCAAAUUGUCCUCCAGAUUUCACAAAGACCAGGCUUUACUCUAGAGAAAAAGGAGGUACUCGCUAAAAAACAGCAAAGUGGUGGACUGCUUAAUAUUCCUACUCUGGGAAAUGGUGAUGCCUAAAGGAGAAAGGCAAUAAUCAAGGAUGUCAGAAGAUGGCGAUCCUUGAUACCCAGCACCUGCCAUGUAGGUCGCAGCCGAGUAUUGAGGCCACUGUGUCUAAUGAAGUGAGGCAGCUACUUGUGAGAGUUCAAGCAAGAGCACGAGAGCGCUGCAAGGGUCUUAUUUAAAAUGUAUUUUUAAAAAUGAGUUUAAAAAGGUACUAGCAAAAAAAGUUCAUGUAAAAUAAAGUCUUUUUAAAAAGUGCACACAGCUUUCAGCGUCAAUGUUUAUUGUUGAGAGGUGCUGGAAAGAAGGCAAAGUGACAACUGCACUUGAAAUUUGACAAUACAAGCU
Messenger RNA from Polypterus senegalus (gray bichir), 2724 nucleotides. RefSeq lists its product as uncharacterized. The transcript has 11 exons. The coding region runs from base 213 to 2333 and encodes 706 amino acids. The record is from RefSeq and is a predicted model, not a curated record. Lineage: Eukaryota; Metazoa; Chordata; Cladistia; Polypteriformes; Polypteridae.